CAGAUUCCAAGAAUUCAACACCAGCGCCCUCAUCCGCUCCCAACUCGAUGAACUCGGGGUUUCUUACGACUACCCGUUUGCCCAAACGGGCUUGGUUGCUCAAAUCGGGUCGGGAAACCCGCCCGUCGUUGCUCUGCGCGCUGACAUGGAUGCCCUGCCGUUGCAGGAACUUGUGGAGUGGGAGCACAAGAGUAAAGUGGAUGGGGUAAUGCACGGAUGCGGGCACGAUGCACAUACUGUAAUGCUCCUUGGUGCUGCAAAGUUACUGAAUCAAAGGAAGGACAAACUUAAGGGAACAGUAAGGCUUCUUUUCCAACCUGCCGAAGAGGGAGGCGCCGGAGCAUCUUAUAUGAUAAAGGAAGGCGCCCUCGGCGACGCCGAAGCCAUAUUCGCAAUGCACGUGGAUUUUCAAGCACCGACGGGGACCAUAACAAGUCGGCCCGGACCAUUUCUAGCUGCAGUAUCUUUCUUUGAAGCCAAAAUAGUCGGAAAAGGCGGGCACGCCGCUUCCCCACACGAAAGUGUCGAUCCGAUCUCAGCGGCAUCUUUUGCAAUCUUGGCACUGCAACAACUCAUCUCAAGAGAAGUCGAUCCCCUCCACAGCCAAGUUAUUGAAGGAGUAUGUCACGCCCACAGAUGCAACGCUGUCGUGAAAGUACAAGAUGACGGCGGGGAGCUCCGACCAUAUCCAGCUUGUGAGAAUGACGAGAAGCUUCAUGGACAUAUAAACAAGGUCGGAGGUCUCCUCCUGGGAGUGGAGAAUGUGAAGGAGGCGAAGAAGGUGAUGGCCGGGGAAGACUUCGCCUUUUACCAGGAGAUGAUCCCGGGAGCGAUGAUCGGCAUCGGGAUCAGAAAUGAGAGAGUAGGUUCAGUUCACUCGCCUCACUCCCCUCAUUUCUUUCUUGAUGAAGAUGUUCUUCCUGUUGGAGCUGCAUUGCACACUGCCCUUGCUGAAUUUUACCUUGAAGAUCGCCAUUUUACGAGAUUAUGAAGUUUGGAUCUUCAUGGUGUUGUCGUCUAAGUUAGUUAUGAGAGUGAGGGCUUCAAACGAAGCCUUUCAUUUGAUAUAUAUAGUCCUUUCUAAUGAUAUUUGUACAAUAUUACUACUGUAGGGUGUGUUUGCUUGGGGAUUAAUUUUAAAUACACUAAUCGAUCAAAUUUUUGUUUUCAUAAAUAUCAAAU
Molecule: messenger RNA, 1182 nt
Organism: Andrographis paniculata
Lineage: Eukaryota; Viridiplantae; Streptophyta; Magnoliopsida; Lamiales; Acanthaceae
Product: IAA-amino acid hydrolase ILR1-like 5
Exons: 4
Coding region: 146-991 (281 amino acids)
Biological process (GO): auxin metabolic process
Cellular component (GO): endoplasmic reticulum
Molecular function (GO): IAA-Ala conjugate hydrolase activity
Source: RefSeq, a predicted model, not a curated record